GAAAUGAGUUGAUCGGGUUAGUUUUUAACGCCUCUACUCUAGAGUUCGAGUCAUCUAUGUCAAACUAAUUUCUUAAUCUCAACCCGGUUCCAAGCCCGAAAAUCAAAAUGAAUGAAGUGGGACUUUGGUGGAAUUUAGGCGGCCAUUUCCACGUUGUUUUUGUUUCCUUUAUUCUCAGUUUCUUAAGGAAUGAACAUAGAUACUCUUUUGAAUUAAAAAAAAAAAAAAAAAAACCCAAAAUAUCCUAAAAUAUAGGGAAACAAAAUUGAAAAUUGUUAAAACUUUUCUGAUUAACCCUUUUUACAAUUACACGGUCAAUUAAUUUCGCCUUCUGAAGUUACGUUACAAUUUCUUUGCAAUUGUUAGAUCCAGUCAAUUUUCAAAUUCAGAGUCCCAAACACAACUUGAAAUUUCUUAAUGACGCAUAUCCAAUUUAUAAAACAAACGCUUUUCUCUUGGUGAUUAAAACGCUUGCAGGUUGAAAUUCAAUCGGUUUUCUUAAUUGGGUUCUUCUUUGAUUUGGACAUUUUGAUCAUUCUGCAACUGGGUUGAAAUUUUCUCAAUUGGGUAUUGCUGGAAGUUAAAUUUUCUGGAAUUAGGGUUUGAGGGUCAGCUUGAAAUCAGUCAAAUUGGUUCAAAGUUGAUAGUUUAUGGGAAUUUGUGUUAAGAAUCGAAUUGGUUAUUUUGGAUUUUUGGAGCUACUGCAUAAAGGGGGAAAUUUGUUGCAUUUUAAAGUUAUUGAAAUCCCUUUUUUAGGGUUCUUGUUGUUAUUGAUUGAUUCUAGUGCCAGGUGAAUUUGAGGUUCUGGGUUUUAUUGAUGAGAUGAAAAGUAUUUUUUGUGUUUGGAAUAGUGAAGCUACCGAAAAUGCAAAUAAAAGAUGUGGGGUGUUGUAUGGUGCUUGUUCUUGUGUUUUGGUCUCUUUUGGGAAUGACCCUGGAAGAUAGGACGGUGAUCCGGGAAAUACUUUCUGGUUUCGAGCUCGAUUGGGCUCCUGAAGAGUUUGAUCAAAAUUUGGUGGAGGUAUUAGCUAUUAGUUGCAGGCAUGAGUUGAUACAUGUGAAUCAAAUUUAUAAAGGUCUUGGUUUUACUGAGCCAGAUGCUUCAGGAUCAAAAACUGGAAAAAUUCUCAACAGUCAAGCAUUGACAGAGAAUAAUGUUCGGAAAGCUCUCAGCAUUAUAGAGCCACAGAAAAAGAAUAACAUCUUCAAAUGCUUCAGGGAUAAUUUUCAGAUCUCCCCAAUCUCCGGUGAAGAUGCCAGUCAGGUUGGUUGGUUUCAUAAAGAUCUGCAUUCCGUAUACCUAAAGUUGAAGCCCACUUUCGACUCAAGAAGGCUUUUAGCUGAAGUUCCUUCUCCUUUUCCUUCUUCUCCUUCUCCAUCUCCAUCUCCAUCUCCAUCUCCAUCUCCUUCUCCUGCCUUUGCCCCUUCACCUCGAUCUUCUGGCUUUAAACCUUCUGGUCCAAAGCGCAAAGCUCCACCUCCACCAGACAUUUUUUCCUUUCCAAUAUCUGUUCCCAAAUCUUCACCAGAUGGUGGACAUUCUGAGCCAGACUCAGCAGCAGACACUGACAGCAAAGACCAUAGCCGCACUACAAUUGUUGUUGCUGUUGUUGUUACUGCAUGUGUAACAUUUUUCGCUGCUUUAAUCAUAUUUUUAUGCUGUCGUAAAGCUUUUGGCGGAGGUUCCAAAAUGGAACAUAAGGAUGACAGACCCCUUCUAAGCUUAAGCUCAAGUGAUAUCUCUGCUAGUGGUUCUUCACCAAAGUUUUGGACUUAUGAAAAUUCUGUUCAGAAAGGAAAUGCUGUUUACUUAAGUACAAUUGGUGGUGUCUCUUCAGAUGUUAAGUUCUCAAUGGAAUCUGCUAACAAUGUGACAGCAAAUACUUCCUUUGAUACUUCAAACGUGUCUAGCAAUAAUAAUGUAUCAUCAGGGCUGAAGCCACCUCCUGGAAGAACUGGUGUGCCUACCUCUGGAAAGCCUCCUUUGAGGCCACCCCCUGGGAGAGCAGAUCCCUUGCCACCUGAACGCCCUGCUUCCUUGAGGCGAGCUCCAAGCACAGGAGGACCACCUCCUCCUCCUCCAAAGCCCCAAGCAGCUGCUCCUCCUCCUCCUCCCCCUCCUAAAAAAACAGCCCCACCUCCUCCUGGGCCUCCUCCACCGCCACCAGCCCGUGGAGGGAAGCCUGGGCCCCAAGCACCACCACCGCCAAAGGGUGGCAGUACACCAUCUCGACUCCCACCAAUUGCAGUCAAAGGUAGCAGUUCUGCUAAUGGGGAUGAUGCUUCAAAAGCCAAGCUAAAACCGUUCUUUUGGGACAAGGUUCAAGCCAACCCUGAACAUUCAAUGGUUUGGGACCAACUUAAAUCAGGGUCUUUCCAGUUCAAUGAAGAGAUGAUAGAGUCAUUAUUUGGUUUUGCUGCUUCUGAGAACAAAAAUAAUAAAAAGAAAGUUUCUUCCUCUGGCGAUCCACCAUCACAAUUUAUUCAACUUAUUGAUCAGAAAAAGGCACAAAAUCUUUCUAUCCUUUUACGGGCACUAAAUGUUACUACUGAAGAAGUUCGUGAUGCUCUGCUAGAAGGGAAUGAGCUUCCUUCGGAACUCCUUGAAACUUUGUUAAAAAUGGCUCCAACCCAAGAAGAAGAACUGAAACUGAGACUUUUUGAUGGUCAAAUAUCUCAACUUGGACCAGCUGAGCGGUUUUUGAAGGCUUUGGUGGACAUCCCUUUUGCAUUCAAGCGAAUGGAUACUUUACUUUUUAUGGUUACUCUACAAGAGGAAGCUACAUCAGUGAAGGAAUCCUUCUUUACUUUAGAGGCUGCUUGCAAGGAACUCAGAAAUAGUCGCCUUUUUCUGAAGCUUCUAGAAGCUGUUCUUAAGACUGGUAACCGUAUGAAUGAUGGAACGUAUCGUGGUGGUGCUCACGCAUUUAAGCUGGAUACAUUGUUGAAAUUGGCCGAUGUCAAAGGAACAGAUGGCAAGACCACACUUCUCCAUUUUGUUGUUCAGGAAAUAAUCCGCUCAGAAGGUGUGAGGGCUGUCCGUGCUUCCCGAGAGAGCAAAAGUAUGUCCAGUGUUAAGUCUGAAGAUCUUUUGAAAGAUGUUCCUGAUGAUUCUGAGGAGCACUAUCGCAGUCUUGGUCUUCAGGUUGUUUCGGGAGUAGGAGACCAGCUAGAAAAUGUCAAGAAAGCUGCAUGUUUGGAUUCAGAUAUUUUGACAGGAACCCUUACAAAGUUCGGAAAUGCUUUGCGUAAAGCAAAGAACUUUCUCAACAAAGAAAUGUCAGAAGUGGAUGAAAAUAAUGGUUUCCACCGAGCCCUUAAAAGCUUUGUAGAGCUUGCUGAGGGUGAUAUCACUCUUCUAUUGGAGGAAGAAAAAAGGAUUGCGGCUCUUGUAAAGAAUACUGUGGAUUACUUUCAUGGAAGUUCUGGAAAGGAAGAGGGAUUGCGUUUGUUUGUUAUAGUCCGAGAUUUCUUAAUAAUGUUGGACAAAGCAUGCCGAGAGGUGAAGGAGACGCCGAGGUGGCCUACCAAAAAUCAGAAGAAACGAGAGCCUCCUUCAAGGCAAACGUCUUCAGAAACCCCUCGAACACCGUUUUCUCCUGAUUUUCGCCAAAAACUUUUCCCAGCUAUUGUAGAGAGGCGAAUGGACGAUGGUACCAGUUCAGAUGAUGAUUGAGGACACACCGACACAGUAUAUCCUCUAGUUGUAAUAGUAGAUUUCAGCUGGGGGAUCAGGAGAUUGAAGGACUGUUGAUUUUGGAAUCCCAAGUCUGAGAAGAUCAACACUUACCAUCCUUCUGAAGUGAGUUUUUCAGAAGGUCUGGCUUCAAAGGCAUAGGCAUAUGGAAUAUUGACCGUGCCUCGGCUGUGCAUCAUCACAGAUCCCCCUUAUAGAAAUAUACCUUCAGCUCAAAUUCUCCUAGUGACUCAUGCUUAGUUACAACUAUUUCACCUUGUAAUUUAUUUUUAAUUAAAUUUAUUUAGUUGAUUUUUUGUAUGAUCGUCUCUAGACUGUAGAUCACAAUUAUUGCCUGACUGUUUGAAACUAGACAGUAGUUUCAUAUUAUAAACUGAAUAGAAAAUUUUAUCAUGCAAA
This is a messenger RNA of Chenopodium quinoa (quinoa), 4096 nucleotides long. RefSeq names its product formin-like protein 5. NCBI's taxonomy places the organism in Eukaryota, Viridiplantae, Streptophyta, Magnoliopsida, Caryophyllales, Amaranthaceae. Gene Ontology annotation, molecular function: actin filament binding. Gene Ontology annotation, biological process: actin nucleation; actin cytoskeleton organization. The record is from RefSeq and is a predicted model, not a curated record. Bases 866 to 3676 code for a protein of 936 amino acids. The transcript is spliced from 7 exons.